This is a messenger RNA of Folsomia candida, 3486 nucleotides long. Its product is annotated as NPC intracellular cholesterol transporter 1. Bases 400 to 3402 code for a protein of 1000 amino acids. The record is from RefSeq and is a predicted model, not a curated record. Lineage: Eukaryota; Metazoa; Arthropoda; Collembola; Entomobryomorpha; Isotomidae. Gene Ontology annotation, cellular component: membrane. The transcript is spliced from 16 exons.
AGAGCUGCUUUUGCUUGCAAUCAAACUGGUUAUCCUUAAAUAAAUUCGCAUUUUAUUAGCACAUUGCUUUAUGUUUGAUCACAUUAGACUAGCUCUCAAGUGGCACGACAAAAAGGUUUGCAUCAACACUGGCGUUUCGCACUCUUACAGUUACUAUUUUCCAAUCAUUCGCUCGGUCAAUGUCGUCGGUGGAGUAGGAUUUCUGCGCAUCUUGAACUCGAAAACUCGCUAACGAGGAGUACGUUUUGGGAGAAAGUCAUAUUAUUUGCUCCUGCAUGUGUGUGUUUCUGUGUGUGUUUUGCAGCCUGGAGCAUAAAAAACAAACUGAACGACACAUAAAAACAAUCCAAACGCAAGUUACGCAAGUGACCUGAAUUUUAUUGGAGGGGAUGCAAUAAAAUGGUGGAAAAUUCUGGUAAUAUUUUAGAGAAGUUAAGUGUCCGGAGUAAAACCAGUUUGGAGAAUUUCUUCUACAGAUGGGGAUUUACUGUGGCCACCCACCCUGGGAAAUUUGUGUCAAUUUGUGUGUUGGCAACUGUGCUCUUUGGCUCUGGAAUUAUUUUGAUCAAAGAGGAGAGCCGCCCUGACAAACUUAUCCUUCCUGCAACUGCCGAGUAUGCAGUCAAUACUGAAUGGAUUCGGUCCAAGGUUGCAAUUCCACUACGAGAAAACUAUGCAGGCAUCGUUGCUGAUAAUGUCCUCACGCCAGAGGUUAUGAAAGUAUUAAUAGAUUUACAUGAAAAAGUUAAAGCUGUGUCAACCCGUGAUGGGAAAACUUGGAGUGACGUUUGCUUCAGAGUACCAGUGACAAAAAUUGAUCUCGGAGAAGAAUCUCUACGCAGAAAACGGAGAGAGGCCAAUAAUUCAGACGCUUCUGCCACUAUUUCUUCCAGUGGUUCUCAUAAUGAUUGGGAUAGUGCCUUUGAUGACGACUUCUUUAAAGAAUCGACCGAAGAAGAUGUCAAACCAAAGCAGUGGACAGUGUAUCACAGUAUUCCGGAAAGUUUGUACUGUUCGAUUAUUGACACUUUGGAAGAAGCGUGCUUGGAAUCCAACCCUGUAGAGUUGUGGUCGUACGACAAAGACGUAAUUUACAAUUUGACACAAGAAGAAAUCAUUCGAGUAUUUAACCAUGAAAUCAUUAGUCCAGUUUUUGGGAGGAAGACAAAGUACAAAAUGGAGUUGGGUGGCAAAAUUGAGAAGAAUGAGAAGGGCGAAAUUAUCAAGGCGGAGUCCCUGUUGAUGACGUGGGAUGUGAAAGUUGACAUUACUCAAGAGAUGAUAACUGAUACGCAAGGACUCGUUGGAGACGCGGCUGGGCUGGAGUGGGAGAAAGAAUGGAUUAAAUCUAUGAAAAAAUUCGCAAAGGAGAUGCCCAGUGGAAUUAAGUUGCACUUUUUAAACGCAGCAUGCUGGGGAGAUAUUUUGGAUGAGACGCUGAUUCAAGAAGGAAUAGUUCUCGUUUGUGGAUUCGGAAUUAUGUUUUUGUACGUAGCAAUGAUGCUUGGAAAACCCAAUAUGAUAGAACAACGCCCAUUCUUAACAUUGGCCGGGUUGGGAUCCAUUGCAUUUUCUCUAAUAAUUGGCUGCGGGUUCUGUGCAUUUCUUUCGUUCCCUUUCAUGACAUUAAAUCGGGUCAUGCCGUUUUUAAUAUUAGGUAUCGGCAUUGAUGACAUGUUUGUGAUAAUGCAAUGUUUUAACAACUUGGAUCAACAUGAUUCACUGAAAAAAACGAAGAUGGGCACAAUCCCUGAGCGGAUUGCAUUGACGCUGAAGAAUGCCGGAGUCAGCAUAACAUUGACGUCACUUACUGACAUCGCAGCCUUCGGCGUUGGAUGUUUGUCUACAAUUCCCAGCCUUCGAAGUUUCUGUUUGUAUGCAGUUGUCGGGAUAUCGGUGCUCUUCAUUUUUCAAUGCACUUUGUUUGUCGCUUGUCUGGCAAUCGAUCAAAAGCGGUUGGAAGAGAGACGAAAUGCUUUCCUAUUUUGUAUCCAAUAUGAAGAGGACAAAAUUCCAAGGAGUUCCACAAAAAAUUAUGACAAAGGACUCAUACAAAUGUUUUUUGACAAAAUUUUGUCAAAGUAUUUGCUAACCAAGACUUCAAAGGUGAUAGUGAUAAUUUCGACGGUAUUUCUGCUAGCAUCAGGAAUAUAUGGAAACGUACACCUAAGGCAGCACUCGGAUGCUCUUUGGUUUAUACCUGAGGACUCGUACAUGGUGCAAUUCAUUCGAAUGUUCAACACCAACUAUCCAAAAAUCGGGUACCCAGGAUUAUUGGUAGCACAUGAAAUGAAUUGGACUGAAAGUUUGCCUAUUUUCGGAGAACUACUUGAAGAUCUUCAAGAAUCUCCCCACCUUCACGAAAUUAUGCAAUUCUAUACUUCACUCAAGGAUUUUGUUAUGGACGUUUACGAAAUUGAUUUGUCUGAGCAACAACUAAAUGAACAACAGUUUAGUACAUACAUGGGGAAAUUUCUGUGGAGUCCGUAUGGAGCCCGGUAUAAAUAUUUUUUCAAGCUGAACGAUACUUUCUCCUGUGGUGAAAGUUUACCUGAUAUUAAGACUGCCAUCGUGCCAUUCCACUUUAAACGAUUUAUAGACGGAUCUCAAGAACAUUUGACUGCAAUGAAUGCGAUAAAGAGCUUGGUUCGAAAUACUUCUCGAGAUGUAACAUUUAACAAAAACUCUGGGGACGAAGGACGAGUAUUCUUUUGGGCCCAAAUCUCAAUUGCGUGGGAGGUCGAUGAGAUCAUUAAGGCAGAAAUGUACAAAAAUUUGGCACUGUCCAUGGGCUGCGUUAUGUUGGCUAUACUGAUACUGUUAGCCAAUUUAAAAAUGUGUCUCCAAUGUGGGAUUUGUGUUAUUAUAACAGUAAUUGACGUGUCGGGUUUUAUGCAUUUUUGGGGACUCAGCAUAGAUAGUGUGGCGUGCACAAUUCUAGUACUAUCGGUCGGCCUUUCUGUAGAUUACGCAGCUCAUAUUUGUCUAGCCUUUAUGGAAAGCAGGAAAGGUUCCAAAACGGAAAGAGCACAGGACGCCUUGCGAACAAUUGGUCCAGCCGUGUUCAACGGUGGCUUCAGUACAUUUUUAGGCGUAAUUCUUUUGAUUAAUGCACAAACCGUGGCUGCAUUCUCAUUUUUCAAGAUUUUCAGUCUCGUGGUCGUCUUUGGAUUAUUUCAUGGAUUAAUAUUUCUGCCCGUUCUGUUGAGCUUGUUUGGAUCUGAGCCAUCUUUGUUAGAAAAGAAAGCCAGGCACGAAAGGAUAUCCGGAGGAGAAAGCAACUGUUCAAAGUUGCUUGAAAUGCAUUCUUUAGCUGAAGGAGGUCAUCUAGAGGAAAUGGCUUCAGACCAGUACUGCACUGAUGUAAAGAGCGGUUUGAAAAAUGGAUAUCCGCGCUCUUAAUUGUAAAUAUAUUUUCGUCGCUCGUUUAAUUAUGUAACUCAAUUAAGGAAAAGUAAAAAAAAAUUUUGUUGACCUAAAAUUAAA